GCGUGGGGGCGUCUGGAGGCUGCGGGCUGCUGACCCUCAGGAGCGCGCGGGUUUGCGGCCUGCGUUCUCGGGCUCCAGCCACGCACUACCAGAGGCAGCGAGGCGCAGCGAGCGGAUUCGCCCUGCGCCCUGGGCUGAACGGCCAUGGAGAACCGGGUGCUGACGCCGCACGUCUACUGGGCUCAGCGACAUCGCGAGCUGUAUCUGCGCGUGGAACUGAGUGACGUGCAGAAUCCUGCCAUCAGCAUCACUGAAAAUGUUCUGCAUUUCAAAGCUCAAGGACAUGGUGCCAAAGGAGACAAUGUCUAUGAGUUUCACCUGGAGUUCUUGGACCUUGUGAAGCCAGAGCCGGUUUACAAACUGACCCAGAGGCAGGUAAACAUUACGAUACAGAAGAAGGUGAGCCAAUGGUGGGAGAGACUCACCAAGCAAGAGAAGCGCCCACUGUUUUUGGCCCCUGACUUUGAUCGCUGGCUGGACGAGUCUGAUGCGGAAAUGGAGCUCAGAGCCAAGGAAGAAGAACGUCUAAAUAAACUCAGAAUUGAAAGCCAAGGCUCCCCUGAAACUCUUAUAAGCUUGAAGAAAGGAUACAUGUUCAUGUAUAAUCUUGUGCAAUUCUUGGGAUUCUCCUGGAUGUUUGUCAACAUGACUGUGCGGCUCUUUAUAUUGGGAAAAGAGUCCUUCUAUGACACAUUCCACACCAUUGCUGACAUGAUGUAUUUCUGCCAGAUGCUGGCAGUUGUGGAAACUAUCAAUGCAGCAAUUGGAGUCACUAAGUCACCAGUGAUACCUUCUGUUCUCCAGCUUUUUGGAAGAAAUUUCAUUUUGUUUAUCAUCUUUGGCACCAUGGAAGAAAUGCAAAACAAAGCUGUGGUUUUCUUUGUGUUUUAUUUGUGGAGCACAAUUGAAAUUUUCAGGUACCCCUUCUACAUGCUUUCCUGCAUUGAUAUGGAUUGGAAGGUGCUCACAUGGCUCCGUUACACUGUGUGGAUUCCUUUGUAUCCUCUGGGAUGUUUGGCAGAAGCUGUCUCGGUGAUCCAGUCCAUUCCAGUGUUCAAUGAAACAGGAAGAUUCAGUUUCACAUUGCCAUAUCCCGUGAAAAUCAAAGUUAGAUUUUCCUUUUUUCUUCAGAUUUAUCUUAUAAUGUUAUUUUUAGGGUUAUACAUAAAUUUCCGUCACCUUUAUAAACAGCGUAGGCGGCGCUAUGGACAAAAAAAGAAAAAGAUCCACUGAGAAGAGAUUUAGAUGACUUCUUGCCAUUUAGACUUUUGAGCCUAAUCUAUAAUUCUUAACGGUUUUACCUUCUUGUACUGAUGUAAAAGUUUUUUUAAAGUUAAACUAUUAAAUUCUCAGUAAGGCUAUCUUCCCUUUUCCCCAGUAACAUCCUGGAUUUAUUUUAUUAGUGUAGUACUUGCAUGACAUCUGUUUGUUCUUUUGUAUUCUGUUAGUGACAGCAGACUCAGCCCUGCCCUCCAACCACUCCAUGUCCAGUCACUAGUCUGUUUCACACAAGCCAGAGAGAUUUUGUCAGUGCCCUGAACCUACUAGGUACUGGCCAUUCUUACAGCUGGAAUUUGUUCUUUUUGGCUAUUGAUUAUGGAGAAAAAGCAGGACUUGCUCUGUAGGAGGCUGUUAAAGUGACCCAGGCAGGGCCUAAUAUAUUCUGUACCCAAGGGGUUACUUGUUAAGUGGAGUGGCAUUGACUUUUUAAAAAAUCUAUUUGACUCAGUUACUGAUAAAACAUUUCUGAGUCCAAGUGGGCAUAGAGAACACAUAUUACCUCUGAAUUUUUUGGCCUCUCUAAAGAUAUUGUUACUAUACAGUGCUUACCUGUGUGGGCACAGAAUGACUUGACAGGCACCAGUCAGAACCUUGGAACACCAUGAUCACUUACUUCAUUCUGAGAUGUCAGAACUAUUUUCAACACUAAAGAAAGAUGAAACAUUAAUUAGAAAAUAAUGAAAUUAUGAGAGUUACAACCCCAAAUGGCUACAGGGGUCAGAAGGGUCCAACUGGCCAUAAGACAGCUGCUGGCAAUGCAGCCUGUAGCAAACUGAGAACACUAGAGUGGGCCAGUCUAAACAUGCCUGCAAAACUGUCUUAGGCUGUGCACAAACAAAACAAUCUUCCUUCCCCUGAAGUAGCUAAGUCCAUUUACUUAUGUACUUGUCAGAAGUGGUGGGAUUGUCUGUUUUUGAAUAGACCUCAAAACCACCUGCUUUUAUUCUGCUGUGUUUCAACUCUGCAGUAGGACAGUGAACAGAGAAUGUUGGCUGGAGAACCACCAGGUGGUCCUUUAAUAAGAUUCCUGGACGGAAACCCACCAACAGGAACUGAAAAAAAUCUAGGCAUUAUGAAGUUUGGCCAUUGUCAAAACAUCAAGUUUCUUCUACUACAUUCCAAAUAAACCAAGUAAAAUGUGUUACAAGUAAUGCUUGCAUAAAAGAAUUUAAGGCAUGAUUGCGCUUUCUGUUUUGCCAUUCCCGUUGUUCCUGGGGAAAAGGGGACUGAAUGAGCUAUGCUGUUUCUCUGAGCCCAAGAUGGAAACCUGGCUUGACCUAAAAACAUAUGAUUAGCAUAGGCUGGCUGAUUUUUCUUACAAGUUCAUUGCACUGAUGGGUAUUUUGCAUGUCUGUAACCUCUGUCAAUAUUUGUUUGUAUUAAGUUCUGAUGUUCUUUCACCUGACUUUCUGUGUGUGAUUGGGCAGAUCAGCUUUGCAGCAGAUUAUGCUGCAUCUGUGGCAGAAUCUUAUAUUCUUUGCUAAGAAAGCAAAAGAGUGUGUAUUUCUAUUAAACAUUUACAGUCAAAAUCCUAA
Miniopterus natalensis is the source of this 2816-nucleotide messenger RNA. It is a transcript of the gene HACD3, whose product is annotated as 3-hydroxyacyl-CoA dehydratase 3. The record is from RefSeq and is a predicted model, not a curated record. Gene Ontology annotation, molecular function: 3-hydroxyacyl-CoA dehydratase activity. NCBI's taxonomy places the organism in Eukaryota, Metazoa, Chordata, Mammalia, Chiroptera, Miniopteridae. Gene Ontology annotation, cellular component: endoplasmic reticulum membrane. Gene Ontology annotation, biological process: fatty acid elongation; sphingolipid biosynthetic process; very long-chain fatty acid biosynthetic process.